GCAGAUCAUACAGAAGAGGGAUUUAAGGCUUAUUUAAGUUCAACAGAGAGGAAAGCUUUAUACAAAAGUGGAGGAGAAGCUUUUAUUUGGUGUUUGUACCUGUAAAAACUCCUCCACCCUGAGUGCUGAACAGCAGGGAAGAGGGAGUAGCUGCAGCGCCUCCUGAUGGAACAGCCUGGAGAUCUUCCUGUGCUGCUAAUGAACAGCAUCAUGUCUCCAAUUUGACCAAAUUUCCUCACAGAAAGGAUCAAAAAUGGAUCUCAGUACGUGAGGAGGAGUGAAAAAACACUGUACUGAUGGAUUAUCGGCGAAAGAGGGAACUGUCCUUUCUCACAAUCGGCCUGCUGUUUUUCCUGAGUGGGGUGGAAUAUGCUGUUAUCCUGCCCACCAUAUGGAAGUACCUGCAGAUUCUGGACGCUCCGGCCUAUUUCCUCGGGUUGGGUCUGUCAGCGUUCAGCUUCAGCGGGCUGCUCUCUGGGCCGCUGUUUGGUCGCUGGUCCGACGUGACACGGACUACAAAGUCCAUCAUCCUUUUCUCCAACGUCUUUGAGAUUGUAGGGAACUUUAUGUAUUUCAUGGGAUACUCAAAAUGGCUUUUGUUGGCUAGUCGGCUUGUUGCAGGUAUUGGAGCCGGUGCCGGUUCCUCUAUCUUUGGUUUCCUCACCCGGACCACUCUCCCGGACGAACGGGCUCGAGUCUUCGCUGCUGUGAUGGCGUGUCGCCAGGCUGGACUUCUGAUUGGACCUGCUUUCAACAUUUUCCUGCGGUUGUGUGAUUUUAAGCUGGGGCCGUUUAUAGUGAAUAAGUACACUUCACCAGGGUUGUUCAUGUGUGGGAUGUGGCUGCUGCUUCAGUGUGUGGUGGUGCUGCUGUACUGGGACAUCCCGCCGCUGGACUCCCUCCCCGAGCACACGGCUCUGCGCCGGGUCAGGGGUCAGGAGGAGGAGGAGGAGGAGCGUCUGAUGGAGGCGGAGGAUGAAGAUGCGGAUGCUCACAGCACGGUUCUCUCAGAUCAGGUCGAGACCCGGCUGUCAGGUGAUGAAGACCCCGACCCCGCCUCCUCGACUGAGGGGCGUGACCCUUUCCAGAACUUCAGCGCCAGCCAGGAGUUCCUGAGGGAGGAGGUGGUGGUUCUCCUCACCGCUCAGUUCAUCACUCUCUUCAAUCAGACGGCGCUGGAGACGAUGGUGACCCCGCUGACCCAGAAGUACUUUGGCUUUGGUGAGCUGGGGAACAGUGUGAUGUACAGUCUGUGUGGCGUGGAGGUGAUCGGAGGCUUCUUCCUGGUGCGCUGGCUGAGUCGCGUGCUGGAGGACCGGGCCGUGCUGGCGGUGGGCCUGCUGAUCUGCUGCGGAGCCUGCGUCUGGUGCAUCAUCUUCCUCGCCAGCCCCCAGGGUGGCUUCGCGGUGGAGCUGACUGAGUUUAUUAUUGGAGUGUUUCUGCAGCUGCUGGGGCUCCCCUUCGUCGCUGUAUCUCAGGUGUCCCUGUUCUCCAAAGUGACCGCUGAGAAAACACAAGGCUUCAGUCAGGGCGUGCGGCGCUCCGUCGGAGGCUUGGCCACUAUCCUGGGCCCCCUGUGGGCAGGUGGUCUGACGGGGAAUCUGUACGUGAUGUUGGGGAUGAUGCUGCUCCUCCUGGUUCUCAUUAUGAUUAUGAUGGUGCUCUCCUAUGAGAAACUGGUGGAGCCUCCUGUGGUUCAGCAUGCAGAGAGCUCGGAGAGCGGAGGGUAGCUGAGGACGCGUCUCACUCACGCUGCACGGCUCAGGUCGGGAACGCUCUGCAGUCCGUCUGGCCGCGCGUGGAGUGUGUGUGGCGCGCGGUGGAGCAGAUGCUGAGACAGUGGGGUGGAACGAGCUCAUGCCAGAGGUAGCAGACCUCGAACAGCAAGAGGGAUGGACACACACACACACUCCCACCCACACACACGUUUCUCACACUGCGGUUCAUCCCUGUCCUUCAUUUUCUCUUUUAUCUACAGUUCUGUUCAUCACGCUGCACUCAUACGGAAGAAAUGUAGCACACUGUGUACUGAUAUGUUUCAAUAUUCCGGGUAUUUUAAAGGCUUUUGUAUGUGAAACUGCUGCUUCUGUGUACUGUUUGCAGUGUUUCCCCACAUGAGGGCGCUGUUUCUCCACACUGAAACGCCCCCCUCCCCCACUGUAAUCACACUAUUAAAGGGUUCAUAUUAUGGUAAAAUGGCAUUUUUUGACUGUUGAUUGUUUUUGGACAUAAAAGCAUUUCUGUUUGAAAUAAAGAUUUAAUAAGGUUGGUGACACAAACUUUGAAUUAAUGCAUUCAAUAAUUAAUUAUUGCUACAUUAACCCUUGUGUGGUGUUCGGGUCUGUGGGACCCGUUUUCAUUUUUCAUCAAAUGACACUAAAAAAAUAUUUUUUCUAACUCAAACUCAUUGGCAUUGGCUCAUUUUUUGUGAAAAACAUAUAUCAAAACACAUUUUCGAUAAACACACACU
Astyanax mexicanus (Mexican tetra) is the source of this 2470-nucleotide messenger RNA. RefSeq names its product major facilitator superfamily domain containing 8-like 2 (gene mfsd8l2). NCBI's taxonomy places the organism in Eukaryota, Metazoa, Chordata, Actinopteri, Characiformes, Acestrorhamphidae. The record is from RefSeq and is a predicted model, not a curated record. Gene Ontology annotation, molecular function: transmembrane transporter activity. Bases 297 to 1730 code for a protein of 477 amino acids. Gene Ontology annotation, biological process: transmembrane transport. The transcript is spliced from 12 exons.